Chelonoidis abingdonii (Abingdon island giant tortoise) is the source of this 4812-nucleotide messenger RNA. Lineage: Eukaryota; Metazoa; Chordata; Testudines; Testudinidae. The record is from RefSeq and is a predicted model, not a curated record.
GUGUUUAUAUUACAGGUUAACUAAACUCCAGAUAUUGGAACUGAGAGAAAACCAGUUAAAGAUGUUGCCAAAAACCAUGAACAGACUGACUCAGCUGGAGAGAUUGGAUUUAGGAAGUAAUGAAUUCACAGAAGUGCCUGAAGUACUUGAACAACUGAGUGGGUUAAAGGAAUUUUGGAUGGAUGGUAAUAGACUAACUCUUAUCCCCGGGUUAAUUGGCAGCUUGAAACAGCUGACCUACUUGGAUGUUUCUAAAAACAACAUUGAAAUACUUGAAGAAGGUGUUUCAGGCUGUGAAAGCCUACAAGACCUGCUGUUAUCCAGUAAUUCACUUCAGCAACUUCCAGAGUCCAUAGGUUCACUAAAGAAAGUAACAACACUUAAAAUUGAUGAAAACCAGUUGAUGUAUUUGCCAGACUCCAUAGGAGGGCUAAUAUCAGUAGAAGAAUUGGAUUGUAGUUUCAAUGAGAUUGAAGCUUUGCCUUCAUCUAUUGGGCAACUCACUAACAUAAGGACCUUUGCUUCAGACCAUAAUUUUUUAACACAGCUGCCAUCAGAGAUUGGAAACUGGAAAAAUGUAACAGUGCUAUUUCUGCAUUCCAACAAGCUUGAAUUUCUCCCUGAAGAAAUGGGUGAUAUGCAGAAAUUAAAAGUCAUCAAUCUAAGUGACAACAGGCUGAAGAAUUUGCCCUAUAGCUUUACAAAGCUACAACAGCUGACUGCGAUGUGGCUGUCAGACAAUCAGUCUAAACCGCUCAUCCCCCUUCAAAAAGAAGUCGACCCUGAAACACAGAAAACAGUGCUUACUAAUUACAUGUUCCCCCAGCAACCAAGGAGUGAGGAUGUUCUGUUCAUAUCUGAUAAUGAAAGUUUCAAUCCCUCUUUGUGGGAGGAGCAGAGAAAACAGCGUGCUCAGGUGGCAUUUGAAUGUGAUGAAGAUAAAGAUGAAAGGGAGGCACCACCCAGGGAGGGUAAUUUGAAGAGAUAUCCAACACCAUAUCCUGAUGAACUAAAGAAUAUGGUCAAAACAGUUCAAACGAUAGUACACAGACUAAAAGAUGAAGAAACCACUGAAGAUGGUGGCAGAGGGUCAAAGAAAGAAGGCCAGCAAGUUUCAGUAAAAGAUGUGGGUGUAAAGACUGCAGAAAUGGCUUCAGCAAAGAGCAAAACAGAAGACAGAGAGAACUAUAUGAUGGAAAACUGCGUGCAGAAGCCCACUGAACCAGAAGCUGAGCACAGCACUGGAAAUUUACAGAUGACUUCACAUGUUAAAACUUUAGAGAACACAAAAAUAAUUGUCAACCAUGAAGAUACGCUUGAGGAGUCAGAAGAACUCUCUUCUGAUGAAGAGAUGAAAAUGGCAGAAAUGCGCCCACCGCUGAUAGAAACUUCCAUUAACCAACCAAAAGUAGUAGCACUUAGCAAUAAUAAAAAAGAUAAAGAUGCAGAUUCCUUAUCAGAUGAAGCCACCCACAACAGCAAUCACAAUAACAGCAAUUGUUCCUCUCCUUCUCGAAUGUCAGAUUCAGUUUCUCUAAAUACUGACAGUAGCAAUGACACUUCAGUGUGCUCUCCGGACAAAGAAACACAUAGUGCUGCUAUUUCCAAAAUCAGGCAAGAAGAUGAAAAUUUUAAUAGCCUUUUGCAAAAUGGAGGUGAAUUCAACAUCACAGCAGAAGAAGAAAUCAGUGCGCAAGAGAAAGUUACAAAUUUGCCUGAAUAUGAGUUAAGGAUUGAAGAGAGAUUAGCUCUAAUAGAAAAAGGUGUUGAUCUAAACCCAACUACUGAGGAAUCACACAAAUUAGACCAAAUUAACAUGAACAUCAACAAACUGACUAGUGAAGAUACAAUACAACCAAGUGUUAUGGAAAGAUUAAAGACACAGGAAAUAGUGUCGGUAAAGGGCUGUUCAAACUAUAACAUGAAAGAAGAAACUGAGCACUUAGAAAAUAGAAAUCAAUAUUCUAACCUCUGUUCUAUAAAUAAAGUGAAUGGACAUUCAGAGAGAGCACCUCAAUCUCCAAGGAAGGCUGAACUAAAGAAAAGCAUCACAGUUGACACUGAUUCUUCUGUGGAUAUAUGUAUUUCAAAGAGCACUGAAGAUCUGUCCCCACAGCGAAGUGGCCCUGUGGUGAAAUCUCACAGUAUCACCAACAUUGACAAUGGUGCUCUAAAAAUUUUUGAUAUUGUCAAUGACAAUGGAUCCCAAGAGUCCAACUCAGUGGUAAAAUCAGCAUCUGCUGGUCCAGAUGGAAAAAACAUUGUCCGAAGCAAGUCUGCGACUCUUCUAUAUGACCAGUCUUUGCAGGUCUUUCCUGGAUCAUCAUCAUCUUCUGAUUUAGUAUCUUGUACAAAAACUUUGUUCAAGUUUGAUUCAAAUCACAAUCCUGAAGGUGCUAAUGUAGUUAGAGGACCAGUGCUGAGUGGUGCACAGAUGUUCAGUGUACCUCAGUAUAAUAUCCAAUAUAGCAGCAGUACAACAGCCAAAGACACCUUGUGGCUCCCAAAACAAAAUGCUCAAAUAGAACAAGGGAGCUUACCACCUCAGCGUCUGUCUAGGUCAGACAGCACAGAAAGCUCUAAUUAUGUAAAACAUUCUGCCAGCAUGAAUUUCUCCAAUCAUAAUAAUGUUCGAGCCAAUGCUGCAUAUAACAUGCAUCAAAGGAUGGGUGGAAGACAUUUAGAAAUGUGGGCUAUUCCACCGAAUGAUAGACUUGUUCCUGGAGCAACCAGAAGUACUCUUCAGAGACAGAGCAGCAUAUCCUCUACAGCUUCCAUAAAUGUUGGUGAUACUGGACCCCCCAGGCGUGCCCAGGUUGCUGAGGGGGACUACUUAACAUAUAGAGAUUUGCAUUCAAUGGGAAGAGCUCCACCAGUAAUGUCUGGGCAACCGAGACCUCUUUCUGCAAGAACACACAGCAUUGAUGGUCCAAAUGUACCUAGACCUCAGAGUGCUCGCCCUUCAGUGAAUGAAAUACCAGAAAGAACUAUGUCAGUUAGUGACUUUAAUUAUUCACGGACUAGUCCCACAAAAAGACCAAACCCACGGGUUAAUUCUGAACAUUCUUUGUUAGACCCUCCAGGAAAAAGCAAAGUCCCACAUGAUUGGCGGGAACAGGUACUGCGGCACAUUGAAGCUAAAAAGUUAGAAAAGAGCAUGCUGUCUAGGUCCUUUAAUUCCAAUUAUGCUGCAAUUAGCAACUUUCAGUAUGGCAGCUCUAGGGAUCUGCAUGGCAGCCAGAGUAGUGUUGCCUUGAGUGUUGCAGACAGAAGAGGUUCUGGUGUGCACAUUGUUCGUCAUCCCCAGACAUCCACUGCAGGAGAGCCAUGCCAAGAGGAUGUAUUCGUUUCAGGACAGCAGAACUACUCAUCUGGCACACUUAAUCUCAAAGAUGUUCCUCCAGACAGCAUGAAGAAAGUAACUGCACAGAUACCUUUGACAAAUGGGCAGAUGUGCCAGCCUCACAGGCCUCAGACAAACUAUAGUCAAGUCCAUCAUCCAGCUUCCCAAGCAUCUGUGGCAAGACAUCCCUCUAGAGAGCAAUUGAUUGAUUAUCUGAUGCUGAAAGUUGCCCAUCAACCUCCCUAUACCCAACCGCAAUGUUCUCCCAAACAAGGCAAUGAGAUGGCAAAGCAAGAGAUUCGAGUGAGAAUUGAAAAAGAUCCAGAGCUAGGAUUUAGUAUAUCAGGAGGAGUUGGCGGUAGAGGAAACCCAUUCCGACCUGAUGAUGAUGGUAUAUUUGUAACCAGAGUGCAGCCUGAAGGACCAGCAUCUAAAUUGUUGCAGCCUGGAGAUAAAAUAAUUCAGGCUAAUGGGUACAGCUUCAUCAAUAUUGAUCAUGGACAAGCGGUGUCCUUGCUGAAGACUUUUCAGAACACAGUGGAACUCAUAAUUCUGCGAGAGGUUUCUUCAUAAAUAGUGUGGGGAAAAAAACGAGCAAGAUUCAUCAAAGGACUUGUGGGAAACUGAAUAUUUUGAUUAUUUUUAUAUAUGAAAGGAACUUGAAAAAAUUAUGAUCAAAAAUUGUACAGUAAUGAAAUAUUGAACUUGUGGUUAUGGGGAAGAACCACUGUAUAGAACAUACAGGAAACCAUUUUUGAAAUGCAUAUGGUGAAUAACCCUGGUUACAUUUUUAAGCAUUAUAGCAAUCAAGGAUCACUCCUCCAAGAACAGACCUGUAUUGUUUUUGUGCAGAUGGUAGGUUUAUUUUUGGAUAAUUCAUACACAUUACUAAACUUUGUGCAAGGCUGUGAGAAGCCUCAGUUGUAGCCAGUGGACAGAUGGCAGGGCUGUCUGUCCUGUAGCUGUUCAUUGCCUUUAUUUUUAUUCAGUGGGUAUUAAUGUGUUAUGCUGAAACCACUUCUCUAGAUAUGGACAAGGGAUUUGAAAUGUUGGCUUUGCUAUGUGCACAUUGUAUAGAUGAAUGGGUAGAUGGAAGUUGGUGCUGGUUGGGUUAAUUUAAAGGCCUAGUGAAGAACUAUUUGCUAUCAGUUUCUGGAAUCAAGAAAGAAGGAAACAUUUGGUUAGUCUGCGAGUGUAUGUCUACCAAUAGAAUAACGCAAUAAAAGCAUAAUCUUUUUAGGAAGACUAUACUUACAUAAUUGUGAGCUUUUCAGGAUUUGUUCUCAUCAUCGACUAUCCAUUUGCUAUGUGUGAUUCAAGUUGUUCGUUUUUUUUAUACACAAUUUUUUUCAACUGUACUGUGGAGAUGUGCCCAGAGGUUUUUCUCUGCCAUGGAAAUCCCCGAUUUUGUGCAAAUGGUGAUACUUCUAUCUUCUUUGUAACAAGUACUCAAUUUUAAACUUAUUUAU